Messenger RNA from Sphenostylis stenocarpa, 1335 nucleotides. The record is from the annotation of a GenBank genome assembly. Lineage: Eukaryota; Viridiplantae; Streptophyta; Magnoliopsida; Fabales; Fabaceae.
AUGGGGCACUCUAAUGUAUGGAACUCUCAUCCUAAGAACUACGGACCUGGUUCUCGCACCUGCCGCGUGUGUGGGAACCCUCAUGGAUUGAUUAGGAAGUAUGGGCUUAUGUGUUGCAGGCAGUGCUUCCGUAGCAAUGCCAAGGAAAUUGGCUUCAUUAAGAAGGAAGAAUCUGGUAUCACAUCUCUCCACGUAUUGCGACAUAGUGUCAACUCAAAUCUACAAUGUGGUGGGUUUAGAACAACUGUGGAGGGGGACAAAAAUCCAGUUACAGAUAAUGUUGUCUGGUUAAAUAACAGUUUAGAACUCAGACUCAUCACCACGAUCUCAAACAGCCAGCCGAGACUCUCUUAUACUGAAAUUAAAGGCGUCCAAAGAAAUAAGCAAAUGGAGCCUACUGAGGAGAUUUCCCAAGAAUGGAUGAGUUGUCUAAGUGAAGAAGUGUACACAGCCGAGGAAGCUGACUUCAUGAACCAGCUUCUUGGUAACUGCUCAAUCCCAGAACACUUGUAUGAACGUUUCAACACGGAAACAAAAUCUGCAUUUUGGCCUGCCUGCGACAUUCCAAAUGAAAAUUCUGUCUUGUUUUUACAAGGGAGUGGGUCCUGUGCUCGUAGUACCCAAUAUAUCUUUCCCACAACAAAUGCUGGAAACUGCUCUGACAAUUUUGGUCACGUGUCCAUUGGUUUUUCCUUACAUGGGAAUGACGCCAAAUUGAUAAAUGAAAAUACAGUCCAAGAGUUGGGUCUUGGCACAGGGAGAGAGAAUCUUACUGACAUGGAUUUGCAGGCUCACAAGGCUCGUGAAAUAUUAGUUUCGGAACCAGAAAAGGAUAAUACCAGAAGCCUAUUAGAAAAAAGGAGUAGGAGCUCAUUUGAGGCGCAAGAGAACAAGAGGAAUGUGAAAUCUAAGAAGAAUCCAAAACCGGCUUCUUUAAGGAAAACUGAAGGGGAAGCAAGUCCUGACCCUCAGAGUCAGACCUUAAGCAGUUGCUGUUCAGACGAUGACUCCAAAGAUUCUAGAGCGCUCAAGUUAAGUGGAAAAUCAAGAUCUAAUAGAGACCCUGCAACUGAUCCACAGAGCGCGUAUGCAAGAAAAAGAAGAGAAAGAAUAAAUGAAAGGUUGAGAAUUCUACAAAACCUUGUCCCCAAUGGAACUAAGGUGGAUAUCAGCACCAUGCUUGAGGAAGCUGUGCAAUAUGUGAAGUUUUUACAGGUUCAAAUUAAGUUCGACAAGUUACAAUCUAGCGCUUGGAACAACGUGUCUGUUAAAGCAGAAAUCCUAGAAUCUAGAGAAAUGGCACCACACUCUGCCCUCCAAGUUCACACAGAGUGA